Molecule: messenger RNA, 2665 nt
Organism: Macaca mulatta (Rhesus monkey)
Lineage: Eukaryota; Metazoa; Chordata; Mammalia; Primates; Cercopithecidae
Product: olfactory receptor 9G19
Biological process (GO): G protein-coupled receptor signaling pathway
Cellular component (GO): membrane
Molecular function (GO): olfactory receptor activity; G protein-coupled receptor activity
Source: RefSeq, a predicted model, not a curated record
GACACUCACUGCGAGGGUCCACAGCUUCAUUCUUGAAGUCAGUGAGACGAAGAAUCCACCAAUUCUGGACACACUGGGAUUGGUCAACACUCAGGUGCGGUAUCCGUAAGCCACGCAGAGGAGCAAUCACACAGUGACUGAGUUCAUCCUGCUGGGCUUCACCACAGAUCCAUGGAUGCAGCUGGGCCUGUUUGUGGUGUUCCUGGGCGUGUACCCUCUGACUGUGGUAGGUAAUAGCACCUUCAUCAUGUUGAUCUGUAAUGACUCCCGCCUCCACACACCCAUGUAUUUUUUCACUGGAAAUCUGUCAUUUCUAGAUAUCUGGUAUUCCUCUGUCUACACCCCAAAGAUCCUAGUGAUCUGCAUCUCUGAAGACAAAAGCAUCUCUUUUGCUGGCUGCCUGUGUCAGUUCUUCUUCUCUGCCGGACUGGCCUAUAGUGAGUGCUACCUGCUGGCUGCCAUGGCUUAUGACCGCUAUGUGGCCAUCUCCAAGCCCCUGCUUUAUGCUCAGGCUAUGCCAGGGAGAUUGUGCAUCUGUUUGGUUUUAUAUUCCUAUACUGGAGGUUUUGUCAAUGCGAUAAUAUUAACCAGCAACACAUUCACACUGGAUUUUUGUGGUGACAAUGUCAUUGAUGACUUUUUCUGUGAUGUCCCACCCCUGGUGAAGCUGGCAUGCAGGGUGAGAGAGAGCUACCAGGCUGUACUGCACUUCCUGCUGGCCUCCAAUGUCAUCUCCCCUACUGUGCUCAUCCUGGCCUCUUACCUCUCCAUCAUCGCCACCAUCCUGAGGAUCCGCUCCACCCAGGGCCGCCUCAAAGCCUUCUCCACAUGCUCCUCCCACCUGAUCUCUGUUACCUUAUACUAUGGCUCCAUUCUCUACAUCUACUCUCGGCCAAGUUCCAGCUACUCCCUUGAGAGGGACAAAAUUGUUUCUACCUUUUAUACUGUGCUGUUCCCCAUGUUGAACCCUAUGAUCUACAGUCUGAGGAAUAAAGACGUGAAAGAAGCUCUGAAAAAAUUCUUCAAGUCAGCAUAAUCCAAAGUCUGAAUUGACAUAAAGUUCCCAAAUCAGUGCUAAGUGAUAACCAACCGCUCAGAGAGGUUACAGAACUAGAUUUUUAUUUCUUUUUUACCAUUGAACAAAAUUCAACGGGAAAAAUUUUGUUUCUUUGUAUUUUUGUUUGUUUGCUUGUGUGUUUUUUAUGGUUUUGAUAUCAGACUAUAAUAUAUACUACAGAAUGGUAGGUUCAAUUGAAUAUUGAUACAGUAUUUAAAAUUCAGUAUCUCCGAUUAAUACAAAAUGGAAGAGUAAUACUUCUGACAUCCUAAAGUAAAACUAAAUUUUACUUUGUUGUUUCCCCUAAUACUGACCCAAUUAUUUUUCCUACAUAGUGAGUAUUAUGGAGAUGAAAAGAAAUCAUAAUAUGGAUCAUUGAUAUUUGUGGGAUACACCCAAAAUCCUUAUAGUUAAGUACACAAACAGCUUCCUUUGUGAUAGAGGAAUGAGAAUGUUAUGAUUAUUUUGAUGGAAAGAGGCAGGAUGUGUUGGAAAAUAAAUGCAGCCGAAGAGAAAGAUGAGAAAUGUCACAGCAAAGACGAAUGAAAUGGCUACAACUAUAUGUCCCAAAUUUUUAAAUUUUAAUUAAUUUUGUAAAUGUGCUCAUUCCAGCAAGUGCUAUAACCUUUCAUUAACAAAGUGCUAACCUCUGAGCCGCAAGCUUCUGAUUUGAAAACUGUAACCAAUAAUCCUUAACUUGCCGUCUUCUAAAGGCUACUGAGUGAAAUAUCAACUCAACCUGCCAUCACAAGGGGGUUCGGUUACGGAGUUUAUAUCAGGGUUUAGGGAACUGGGCUCAAGGCCAAGCCUCAUUUCCACGUGGUUAGCAACACGUUUGAUUUUUCAGGAUUUCAGGCAUCGACCUCAACAAGUUUAUCAGUUCUUAGGAAUGUUCAAGGCCCAGGCUGGGUUCAGGCCAGGGGCAAACAUGCAGCUUAUGUCUUUUGGUCAGGACAAAGGAAAAAGAAAGGUAACUAGGGAGCGGUGGUUACUGUUGUUCAUUUGUUUCAUUUUGUUUGAUGUUGUUAGAUCGCUGUGUGAUCUGAGAGAGAGUACUAUGGAGUACUCACUCCUUGUAAGAGAGAACACUCUUUUAGGAUGAUAUGCAAUUCUAAAGACACAUAUUCAUUAAUUUAGAGAUAGUUUUGCUGUUGUCAUUGUUGUUUGUAACCUGAACAACUCUUAAACGUCUUCCUAAUAUUCUCUUUACGUAGAAGGCAUGAGGUUUACAAAGAUACUUCCUAUAUGCUCAAUUAGAGCUUUCUGAAGAAAUUUUGAGGAAAUGAUUUUCUUAAAAUAAAUAUUUGUAAAAUCUUGAGCAUAUUUCCAGAAAUCUCACCCUUUAAGAUAUUCUUGUCACCUAGUAAAGAUUGCUUACCAAGCUUCAAAGUCAAACUAUACUCAUUAAACCACAUAAUUUCCUUUGUUCCCCAAGAUCUCCCAAAGGCAGCAAACACAAUGAAAUCUAUGAAAGAUUGAAUACUGCCGAGGCAAAAUACCGUAUUGCAGAAUGUCAAACAACCCAAUACUAUAAGUUUUAAAUAUUGCUUUGUUUUGCUUACAUCACAACAAACUAAUAACAAUUAAAGACUCAUGUGGUCAAUCUUU